This is a messenger RNA of Procambarus clarkii (red swamp crayfish), 2588 nucleotides long. Lineage: Eukaryota; Metazoa; Arthropoda; Malacostraca; Decapoda; Cambaridae. The record is from RefSeq and is a predicted model, not a curated record.
CACUAUGAACUUGCCGCUCUGCCUCCCUGGUUAAGGACGCAACCCAGUAAAGCUGUAGUCACUCGGUAGACAAUACGACGCUGCUGUAGAGGAUAUUAGAAGGUUUGGUGAUUACAUAACAUAUUGACACUGCUGUGGUUAAGCUACGUUUGAUAAACUGUAGAUGUGACUGGUCAGGAAGCAUUCCGGUACUCCGUCGACAGCAGUUCCAUGUUGGAGUGCUGGAGGUGGCCAGAUAUCAGCGGUGAAGAUACUUUGUGGUGAGCCUUACCCUCCUGCUGCUGCUGCUGGUGGUGGUGGUGGCGGUGCUGCUGCUGCUGGUGGCGGUGCUGCUGCUGCUGCUGCUGCUGCUGCUGCUGCUGCUGCUACUGCUACUGCUGCUGCUGCUGCUACUGCUGCUGCUGCUGCUGCUGCUGCCACUGCUCCAUCAUGGCGGCUACAGCCCUGCUGUUGUGGUUGCUGAUAUUCACUUCCUUCGUCUUCAUGCGUCAAGCAGGAGCGUCAGAACACAUAGAUGACGUAUGCAAUGCAGUUAGGGAAGGAAAUCUACAAGCAAUAUCAGACAUGCUAGCUGCAGGCAUGGAUGUAGAUACCCGGGACCAUAUCCAGAGGACGGGAUUACACUGUGCAUCGCGACACGGGCAGCUGAAUAUCGCUAAGCUUUUCCUGAAAUACAAUGCCAACAUUAAUGCCACAGACAAAGACAGGCAAACACCACUGGACUUGGCAAUAUGGCAGAACUACUAUGACAUAAUGGCAUUGUUGAGAGAUGCCAUACACAACAACAGCUUCAUUAAUGGGUGUCAAGUGGGUGACGCGGUGUACAGUAACGGAGAGCAAUGGGCGCAUGAUUGUCAUGAACACAUCUGCAAUAAUGGCUCAGUACAGAUCCAGGGCCUACUGCCCAUGUGUUGCAAGAUAUUACUUGAGUUCUAUCCUGACAAGUCAACAUGGACUCAAGGAUGCCAUCGCUACUGGUGUGAAUCUGGCUCUGUCAAGACUGUUGUCAUAGAUUCGUGUUGUGAGGUGCUCGAUGAAGUGUAUCCUCAUGGAUACUCCUGGUCCCAUGAUUGCCAUAAUUAUACUUGCAAUUCUGGAGUACCAGAACGUCUCGCUGUUCUGGAUUCAUGUUGUGAAGUGUUCGACGAGGUCUUCCCCGACCAACACAACUGGACUCUUGGCUGCAACAACUUCACUUGUAACUCCGGCUCACUCAAGAUCCUUGCUGUGCUGGACACUUGUUGUGAAGCAUUUGGGACGGUGUCCCCUGAUGGACACUCAUGGACUAAAGAUUGCCGCGUCUAUAACUGCAAUGCUGGCGCCGUCUUUAUUGUUGAUGUGGUAGAGUCCUGUUGUGUGGAGCUUGACAAGGCGUAUCCUGAUGGCUACAGCUGGACACAAGGAUGCCACAACUACAUCUGUAAUAAUGGCUCAUCAAAAGCUAUUAGUACACUGGACUCAUGUUGUAAUGUGCUUGGUGAAGUGUACCCUGAUCAACACAAGUGGACAGAAGGAUGCCAUAACUACAUCUGUAAAUAUGGCUUACCAGAAGCUGUUGAUGUAUUACACACAUGUUGUGAAGUGCUCGGUGAGGUGUACCCUAAUCAAUACAAUUGGACAAUAGAUUGCCAUAAUUACACGUGUAAAAGUGGUCUUCCAGAAGUUGUUGGUGUAACACACACAUGUUGCACAAUGCUUGGUGAAAUUUACCCCGAUGGACACCAAUGGACCCAUGAAUGCCAAAACUACACCUGUAAUUUUGGAACACUAAACAUCGUAGCCGAGCUUAGCACUUGCGAUGAUCUUGACAGAGCAAGAAACACUUCGAUAAUCAUCAUUGUAGCAGUUGUCAUCGUAGCAGUUAUCAUCAUUGUGACAAUCUUCCAAUACAUCAAAAAGAAAGCACCCACCAUUGGCAGGUGUGUUCGACUUAAUGAUCUUCAAGAUGACUUGCUGGGUUCAAUGUCCCCGCGGCUCGGUCCUUGACCAGGCCUCGUCUAAAGGGGGCUUCAGAGAAAAAAAUGUGAACAGAUGAGCUGUCCAGCAAAAGGUUAUAGAUAUUAAAAUACAAAAAAUAUGCAUUGUCCAUUUGUUUUAUCAUAUACACUAUGUAGCAUCACAGAUAAAAAAAAUACUGUACCACCACACUAUAUCAAUAAAACCAGGUGUAAAGGGCUCAUUAGCUAUAAAAAUUAUAUUUUUAACAAAUAUAGUAUUAAAGGAUUUGCAUAGAACAUCAAUAGCAUGAAUUAAUUUAUACGUAUUUUGUAUAAAGCCACUGAUCUCUUCAACCCAGCAUUAUUAUUUACCCUAUCGUAAGCGUCAAUCACACUCGAUUCCAAACCUCCACACUCUUCUAGUCUUCCCCUCUUACACUAAUACCAUAAUGUUAGCACUUGGUAAAUGAUAAACGUCACCGUAAAUGUUUCCAGCUCCCGCUACUACAUUUGUAGAGCAGUUUUACCCUACUAGGCUGCGAUGUAAUAAAUAGGUACAUUGUAUAGCAUUCUUAAACUUUGCAAAUGGAAGUGGUUUCACCAAUCUGCUUGAAGUUAUUUAGGAAUCUUGAAUAAAAUCUGAAAUGCAUA